Messenger RNA from Mizuhopecten yessoensis (Yesso scallop), 1225 nucleotides. RefSeq lists its product as uncharacterized. Gene Ontology annotation, molecular function: protein binding. Lineage: Eukaryota; Metazoa; Mollusca; Bivalvia; Pectinida; Pectinidae. The record is from RefSeq and is a predicted model, not a curated record. Bases 31 to 1176 code for a protein of 381 amino acids. The transcript is spliced from 2 exons.
CUGUACAUGUAAACAAGUGUGAAGGAUAGGAUGGCCGCCAUGCUUGAGAAAUUCGUACUUGUCAUAUAUGUGACCGGUACUUUCGGACAUAUGAUAACAAACCAGCCUGACGCCGGGAACCCAUCCCUAAAGUCGCAUGGCUUUGAUCCUGAUAACCCGCCUCUAACUCAGAGGCACCUGGACCCCGAUAUUCCACUUCAACAAUGGCAGGACCUUGUAACCUUUGUAAACGAGAACAUUAAGGGUAUGAAACAACUAUUGACAAAAAAGGACGAGCAAAUAGAUCUACUAAUAUUAAACAUAGCCGGUCAGACGACUGAAAUCCAGCAGCUUAAACAGGGGGUGACGUCAGUUGAGAAAGAAUUAUCACAGAACGAUGAAAUUGUCGACACACUAUUGGCAAGAAUAUCAGACUUAGAGAGAAUCGUAAUAUCUGAUACCACCCCAAGUGAACGUGAAUCGAGGCAAAAUAUUAGAUCUCAACUUCCUAGAACUUACCACAAAAAUAGACUUGGAUUAGGUAAAUCCUUUGACUCUAAAUCUGGAUCUUCUGUUAAGAAAAUGUCUGCCGCACAACUCCCCAUUCCGGAAUCCACUAACCAUCAAAAUGUUAGUAUCAUGCCGACUCACUCUAAACCUCGCAUCGAAAAUGACAAUGAACGUGUCCUGAAUCAAUCCGACGAGGAAGAAACUGUUGCACAAAACGAGAACGAGUCGACAUCAAAGAUAUCGAGAUUCCAACACAAAGGAUCUACGACGCCUUCUGCUCGGCAAACCAUUGCGUUCCACGUGGUCCUCUCCAAGGACAAUUUUGUUUCUAAUGAUGACGUAGUAGUGUAUGAUAACGAGACGCUGGACAUUGGAUACGGAUACAACCCGAGGAACGGGGUGUACGUAGUACCGGAGGCAGGCACCUACGUCUUCACGUGGACGUCUAUCUGCUACGGACAAGAAGAAUUGCAAACAGUUCUGGUGGUUAAUUCAGCCGUGCGAGGAUCAUCAUGGACAGAUUCUGAGUUGUCAAAAGACAUCCAUCAAACUACAGCUGUUGUCGUCCUCACACUAAACCAGAGAGAUCAUGUCUUCAUCCGUAUGGGGCCUCUCUAUGGGCACGGGGUGUUGCUGAGUCGAACCGACGUGGCAGUGUCUACCUUCUCAGGAUGGAAACUUGAUUGAGCAAUCAAGUUAUUUUUAAAAGAAAAAGGAAUAAUUCAAUACAUUUUUA